This is a messenger RNA of Exophiala aquamarina CBS 119918, 1023 nucleotides long. RefSeq lists its product as uncharacterized. Gene Ontology annotation, molecular function: heme binding; monooxygenase activity; iron ion binding. Lineage: Eukaryota; Fungi; Ascomycota; Eurotiomycetes; Chaetothyriales; Herpotrichiellaceae. The record is from RefSeq and is a predicted model, not a curated record. The transcript has 2 exons. Bases 1 to 1023 code for a protein of 340 amino acids.
AUGUUCAUUGUCCACGCCAGGCGCCGACAGGCGCUCUCGUCGUAUUUCAGUAUGCAGUCGAUCCGCGCGCUCGAGCCCAGGAUCACGGACUUGGUCCAGCAGAUGAAUCGACGACUACACGAAGCCUCCUCCGCUGGAAAUGCGAUCAACACGAACCACCUCUUCUCGGCGUUCGCCAUGGACGUCAUCGCCGAGUAUUCGCUGAGCAAGGCCGGGACCACGGGGUCGCUGUCCAGGCCAGAUUUGGGACAGUGGUGGUACGACCUGACCAGGCAGCAAGUCCCGAUGAAUGCCUUCUUCCGCCAUUUUCCGCUCGUGAUCAGGACCAUGAUGAUGCUUUCUGACUGGCUGGCCAUGGAUGCUAAUCCUGGCAUUGAGAACUUUAUCUGGUGGCGGAACAAACUGAUGUCGCAAGUGAAAACAGUCCUCGAGCGCGAUGAUGGCGUUUCCAAUGAAAAGGAAAGAACCCUUACCCAUGAACUUGCCAACAGCGACCUACCGCCCGCCGAAAAACCCCCUUCCCGGCUCGUAGCGGAAGCAAAUCUGCUGCUGGGAGCUGGCGCCGAGACGACGGCUUCCACGAUCGCGAGAACGUGUUACCACACCCUCGCCAACCCAGCUGUGCUCAAACAGCUGCAGAAAGAGCUGGUUGUUGCAUUGCCAGUUACCGAUGCCAUUCCAUCGCUGCCGGAGCUGUCGCAGCUACCAUAUCUUAAUACGGUGAUUGAGGAAUGCCUGAGUAUUUCCUUGCCCAUCUUGGCUAGGUCUCCGCGACUAUUCCAAAAUCACACGCUUCAGUACAAAGAAUGGGCGAUGCCUCCUGGGUUAGGUCUCAUCGUCUUCGAAGUUCACUUUUUCCCGAUAUCUUCCUCCAUAGUCCCUGUCCUCGUACAACAGACAGACCGACUGGCUUACGUAUCUUACUCCGUAUUCUUUGCCCUCACGACCCCCAAUAUCUUCCCCGAACCGGAAUCCUUCAAAACCUCACGUUGGCUUGCCAGCGAAGGCUCGGCUCGGUCCUAG